Molecule: messenger RNA, 2524 nt
Organism: Uloborus diversus
Lineage: Eukaryota; Metazoa; Arthropoda; Arachnida; Araneae; Uloboridae
Exons: 5
Coding region: 17-916 (299 amino acids)
Cellular component (GO): endomembrane system
Molecular function (GO): ubiquitin protein ligase activity
Source: RefSeq, a predicted model, not a curated record
UCCGUCCUGCCUUGAAAUGUCUUUCAUGCUGAAGUCCGUUUGGGAGGCUUUCUCAUAUCAAGUCUCAAAUGUGUUCCGCCAUGCAGAAGAUUCAUACCACAAGAACAGGACUAUGGCAAGCCUCAUCAAUCAAGUCUUAUUCUUCAUGCUGUGUGAUUGCUGCUUUUGUCCUGAAGACAGACUAACAGGCUUGUACUGCCUUUUGUUCUUUAAUGUUACUGGGUACCUAGUUGGUUAUGCCAGUAAACUUUUGAGUUUACAUGACUAUACCCCCAUUGUAAGAGUUUCAGAACAGUCAGGUGUACGGCAUUUGGCUUUGACUGCUACAAAAGUUGUUCUAGAUCUUGCCAAAGUUGUCACUUUUGCCAUUACUGCUGUCUUUAUGCUACUUGUUUUCGGGUUGGAACAGGGUCUAGAACAUUUUAAUCCAACCUGGUCUUAUCUUCUGCUUACUUCUACAUAUUACAUCAUGACGGAACCAGCCUGCCAAAGCAAGAUACCUGGAAUCCUUUCCAAAUUGCAACUAGACGCAUUUGAGAAUAUGGAACUUUUAUGGUGUCCUGUGCUGUCAAGAAUGUUAUCAUCCCUUUUUACUGUGCUUUUAAUCGUAAUUGUGUGGUUUGGAACAGAUGGUGGCUGGUUGCUUAUAUUUUCUUCAGCUUACAUUAAUGUUCAUCUCUGCUUGAAAGAGCUUGGUGAUCACUGGAAUGUGCUGAUGUCCGAAAAAUGUAUUUUGGACAAAUAUAGAUAUGCAACAAAAGAUGAACUAGGUGAACGUGAUGAUGUUUGUGCUGUAUGCCUUCAAUCAAUGCGCAAAGCUCGUAUCACUCCUUGCCAUCACAUGUUUCAUGGAGACUGCUUACGAAAGUGCCUCAAACAGCAAACUACCUGCCCGCUUUGCAAGCAAAAUUUGUGAUUUUCUACUGAAGUUUAGGCGCUAUGAGAAAGAUAAUGCUUUUAUGUCAUCAAAAAUCAUGAUUCUGAGAUACUAUUUUCAUAGCUUUCCUCAGAAUUUCAUACUAGGAGCCCAUUUAAAAUUAAUAAAUGUUAUUGUAUCUGACUCUCUUUCUAUCUAUGUCAUUGCUACUCCUGGUGAACAACAGAAAACUGAGCAUCAAACCAAGUAUUGGCAGAUUCCUAAUUUUCCUGACUACAUGUUUAGCUAUGUGGCAUAGCUGUGUGACUUUAAUAGCAAAGAUAUUAAUUAAAAGCAAUUAAAAACUUUCUUCUGAAACCUUUUUCGACUGAAACCGAUUUUCUAGUAUAAUAUUGACGUGCCCACUAUAAUUUAUAUUUUCAUAUAAAUGUAACCAUCGGCAAGAAUUUUUUAAAUAAAUAGCAGUUUAUGCUGGUUUUUGUUAUUGAUUUAAGGACAUCUUCCACAAGCAGUUGUGAUAUUCCUAUGUAAUUCAUUGCUGUUUAUGGAAGUAAUGGUAUUUUUCCAUAUAGAAGUAUGGAAAUUAAAAGUGUUAAUUUCUAAUCAGAAUAACUUAAACUCUAAUAUGUUUAGUUGGGGACAGGUUUUUGUUCAUAUUUAAUUAAAAUUUAUUUAAAUAAACUCAAUAUUUUGUUAUUAUAUUCAUAAAUAUCAUGAAAAAGCUCUUUUGGAAUUUUAUUUGUUAUUUUAAACUAAUUAUGACUCCUUAGCUGUACGUUAAAGCAAAGUUUAGAAAAGAUAUUAAUAAUUUCUUUUUUGAGAAAAUCUACAUUAACAAAGCUCUAUCUAAUAGCUUCCAAUAUUUUGAAAAUAAUUAAUUAAUCAUGUCCUUUAAGCUUUUAACUUAGUUUCACCUAAAACUAUAAUUUUAUCGUUAAAAAGUUUACAAGAAGAAAAGUUCUAAUUUUGGCUUUUGUAUAUAAACUUUGCAAAUAAUAUAUUUCAUGUAAUUUUUUGCUUUAUAGCAGUUUAUAUGAAGCUAUAAACAUGCCAUACAUUUUUUUGUGCACAUGGUAUGAAGUGUAGCCUUAUGUAAGUAUAGAUGGCUGAUUGAUAAAUUUAACUCUUAAUUUUUGUAUCAGAGUUAGAAGUUUGCAAAUCAGUGCGUAACAAUUUGUCUUUUUUUUGUGUUAAAAUUCUUGUUAAUUGGUUUUAAAAUAUCCAUAUGCAUGUUCGUUUUAAUGUAAUGUAUGUUAAUGGUGUUAUAGCACCAUAACUUGCAUAUUUUAACAGCAAAUGCAUUGGGAUUUAGUUCAAUAGUUAUUAUUUCAGAAUUUAAAUAUUUUAUUUAUAUCACACACACAUUAUGCAAAUAACUUUAAUGUAUUCUUAAGUUGAUUUUUCUUUCUUUAAAAAUAAAUAAUGAUGGCAUUGCAUAUUUUUGAAACACAUUGCAAAAACUUCUAGAUAUUAAGAUUUGUUAUUCUAUAUUGUUGAAUAACACGCCAUUAACCAUGCUAGAGCUUUCUCUAGUGUAAUUAUCAUGCAUCGCUCAUUUGAAGAAGUUUUAAAUAUUUAUCAUGCGGAAGUCACUCAAGGGAUUGUUUCAUUGUGAUAUGUAUGCUGUUUUGUUUCAAUAAAUUUAUC